Messenger RNA from Penaeus monodon (black tiger shrimp), 4468 nucleotides. RefSeq lists its product as uncharacterized. The record is from RefSeq and is a predicted model, not a curated record. Lineage: Eukaryota; Metazoa; Arthropoda; Malacostraca; Decapoda; Penaeidae.
AUGGGCCAUACAACAGCUACAAAUGAAAAGCAUCAUGUAUCAGUCAAGAACACAGUUCCCAAGCGGAUGACCUCUUUUUCUAAUUUAUCACAACAACCGGUUAAAAAUAGUUACCUGGGAAAGAUGGAAGCUGAUGAUUUAACUCCUACGAUCAUAGCAUCUAAACAAUUAUCUGACAACAAAUCCCUGCUUGCCAAAGAAACUUUCAACAAGAGUCAGGAUUGCAACGAUAUUUCCGAAAUAAUUUCUAACAACCACUCUAAUUCUAUAGAAACAGAGAUUGGAGACAAAUCUUGCAACUGCGAUUCUCCAAUCUGUGAGGCACAUAUGGAUAAUGACUUACAGGUGUUUUUUGAUAAAUAUAGAAGAGAUGUGCCAAAUUUUAUUAUUCUCUCUAGUGACUCCUCUCCAGAAAUGGAAAGUUUCAACAAACGUUUUCAUACAAACGAUAAACUUGUUUAUAAGGGGAAAGAGAAAGUUUCCAACAGCUUUGAAAUCCCAGAGAAUGAAUGUAUAUCUGAUCUGCCUGAUAUCACUCAUUCUUUUGUGCCGAGGGAGUGUUCCCCGUCCAGCCUUGAAGACAGUUUAAAUAAACACGGAGUCAGUUUAACCUUAAAAGACAUCAAGAAAACUAAAUGUUUACAGAAUGAUAAGGAGACAGAUAGCCUUGGUUCUACUAUUAUUUUUUAUCCAGUUUGCGAAAAUAUUACUGAUGCACCCAAAUCAGAUAAAGUGUGCACAAUGACUCAUAAACAAAACAUCAACAACUAUGCUGAAACUGUCUGUCCAGUUAGCCAACAAAAUAGGAGAGAUAACUUAGAAUAUGAAUAUUUCCUCCUUGGCAAACAUGAAAAAACUAAAUACCUGGACUCCCCACAUCUUUCACUGAAUACAUCAGAGAAUCUGCAUAUUGGCAUGGAAAGGGCAGAUCUAAGAAGUGAAAAUAUCACAUUUACAGGUAUGAUCGAUGGGUGUUCAAUGGAAGGUGUAUUAAAUGAGGCCCUCCAGAGAAAGGAAGAUUCCAGAAUGAUUACAAGUAAAUCACCUGUUUCUCCCAGAAACUUUAAAGGAGGAAGUCAACCCCUGAAAGUAGGUUAUAAAAUAUAUCCAGGGAAAGAAAGUGAUCAUUAUAGAUUCGCAGAUUCAUUGUCUGUUGCGGGCAUUAGUCAUGGUAACAUUAAUCUGUCCAUCCAUACUCCAACAAGUACAUGUGAGGCAACAAGUGGACAAAUGUCAACCACAUGCCUUAUAACAAAGUCACAAGAAAAAGAGUGUGCUACUGAUUCCUGUAAAUUUGCAGAUCCAUCGGCUACUUUGUUUGUUAGUGAUGGGGAUCUUAUUCUGCCCAUUCAUACUCAAGCAGGGGUGAUAGUUGAUUUUGUUGAUGUUGUUCAAAUGCUUCACAACUAUAAGAAUUGUGUAGGUAAGAACGAAAGUAAUAAACUUAACCACCGAAACAUGACUGAGGAUAACAGUUAUAUCACAAUAAAUAUAGAUAUUCAAGGCAACAAUUGGCAAAAGAGUACAUUUGACGGCACAGAAGUGUCUGCCAUUCUUGAAAAAAUUGCUAUAGAGGAAAAUAAAGAAUUGCAUAUGAGCCAAGGAAACUUCACUUUAUUUCAGAAAGAUGUAAUUGGAAGUGGAUAUUAUGCAAUGGUAAAUCAGACAGAAAUCAUUAGGAAUCCAGGACAUUUGAUGGUGGAUCAGAAACGUGGAAGUAUUAAGCCGAAUUUGCAAGGGCAUUAUGCAGAAAAUCUGUCGAAUCACAAAUAUUUUGAUAUAUCGAAAGAAAAGGUCUCAUUCUUGCAGGAAGGCAUGCAUCUAAGUAUCAUGGCGAAUGAAGAAAUGAUGGCGAGCAGUACUGUAAACCUAGAACACUCAUCGGUAAUCAGCGAAAACAGUAUUAAUCAGAUUAAUACUUCAAGUCAGAAAGCUUUACGUGAACGGCAGAUUGAAACUGUUGGUAGAAAUGUAAUGGAAAACGACAAAGUUGUGAAUAUAAGUGCAGUCGCCAAUGAAGAAAGUAUAAAUUUUAGUCAAGAUUUGGAUUUUAUUCUAAAAAACAUUAAGAAUAGGGCUGAGACUCACCAGGAAGUCAUUAUGAAUUCUGAAGAUAUCGGAUAUCAGAAUAACCUUUUGAAUAACAAUACAAAACAUCAUGACCAUGUGGAAUAUAAGAAUAAUGCUCUUCAAGACUCUGCAGUUCACAUUUUUGGCGAAGAACCUGACGAUCAGAAAAACACUAAAAAACAAAGAACUCUAGUAGAUAUUGUGAACCAGGAACUUGCUGGAAAAAAGGAAACUACAACAACAAGAGUCAGUAUUUUGAAUUUUGAAAAACAAACAAACAUAGAAAGCAUACAUCUGAAGCAGAAAAGUGUGAUGGUGAAUAUAGAGGAUAAAGAUAUAAACAUUAAAUUUGAAGGAAAUGAAAAAGUCAUGGUAAGCAGGCAUGAGGAAAACCUUAUCAUCUGUAAUAUGGUUCUGAAUAAUAAUACGGUUAUUCAUGACAGAGUUGCAGUAGCAAGUGUGUGUAAAAUGAAAACCGAAAGUAAUGAUGGAUAUUUUAAAAAUGGAUUGCUUGAAAUGAAUAAUGGAACUGAUGUAGAAUUCCCACACCCCAGAUCUACAAAUGCUAUAUCUAAUAAAUCUGAGGUUCAGGAUCAUGACUUUAUAGCCUCAGAACAUGGCAAAGAACAUAAUGAUAUUAUAGUCUCAGAACAUGAGAAGGAUAAAACACUGGCGAACGUAGGCAAGAUACAAGAUGAACUAUCUUAUGAACCACAUUGUAUCACUUUUUCCAAAAGAGAGGGAGGGAUACCGCAAGAAGUUUCCAAGUUCAAAGCUUCCAGAAGCACUUUAGAUGAGACAAAACAUGGUUUUACACAUAAAGAACAGUACUCCAAUGUCAUUUUGACGAACUCAAAAGAACCAUCACGUGUAGCUACCGUGUCGCCAGUCGAGCCAAGCGAUAAUUGUCAGCUUGGCCUUGUUCAUUGUGUAAGUAGUGAAAAAUCUGCAGCUGACAACGUCAUUGAUCAGAGCACACGGUCGAGGCGAUACCGAUUAAAAGGACCCUUGACAUUAGAUGGGUCCAUAAGUACUAGUUAUCAUCCAACAUGGAAGCAAAAAUAUCUUGGAACUGUACAGGAUAUUAUCAACGAAACAUUUAUGAUAUACAGAAUGAAGGAAAGUAAUUGGCAUCAUGGGAGAUUAAAGAUACCACAAGAAACUGAAGAACUAGCUCUGAAUGAUCAUGAAGGCAAAUGUCAUGUUGGAACAUUGCCUGAUAUAGACAUUUGUAAUUAUAAAAAUGUACAGUCACAAAGUGACCAAGAGCAUGUAACAAAAAAAGUCGAAGUGAAAGUAGGUAAAGGACAGAUACAGAAAGAAAAUCCUAGGGUGCAUAUGAUGUGCCAAACACAGGGCGUAUAUGAACGAAUGGAACUUCAUUUACAAAAUAUCCAAAAGCUUUGUCAAGAUAACAGACCAUAUUUUGAAAAAGAAAAAAAGGCAAUGUACACAGGUAGAAAAUCAGAAGACAUGAAUGAGAUGAGUGUAGCCCAUGGGAGAACAAGACAAAAUGAAUGCAACAGCUGGAAAUUAACACCUGCUACAAGGUGUCAGUCUUUGUCAGGUGCUGGUGAGAAAAUUCGUAGUAAUACUAACGGGAGUCCUUUUGUUGAGGAUCUGCCAUGUAGCGAUAACAUCAAAAUUAUUUCAAAUGUCACUGGAAAGCCGCAGAAGAGUGAACCAGUGAAAGAAUUACCUGUGGAUUUUCUUUUGAGAAUUUCUCAGAAGAUAGACCAACUAAGAGAGAAACCGAAUCAAACUCAUCACCAGCCCUUACAGAACAAACGUCAACAUGAUUUCAAUGAGAAACUGGAGAAAUUCAUAAAAAAAUACCACAAUACCAAUCUCAGAAGUGCUGGGUCACCACUAAAAGCUAAGGAACAAUGUCCUCUCGUUCUCCAUCGAGCACAAAGCAGUGACUCGCAAGUCUCAAAACACGAAAAAAGAGUAGGUGCCAAAGAGGGAAAUAUUAGCAGAAAGGCAGACUCUUGCAAGGAAGAUACACCACAAGGUAGAAAGAAUGUGAACAGGAAUGUGGAUAAUACUCUGAAAAGGAUCGAAGCCCCAUUAGAUGAGUUGCACAGGCGGUCCCUGAGGGAGUUGCAGGCGGAAGGAGAAGUUCUUCUAUCCAGCCUAAAGGGGGAAGGAGAGGGUGCCGUGGUUAGCAGUCACCAAUACUUUUCUACACUCCAGCCUGAUCAUACCAGGUUCCUCCUCAACCAGUUAUUGCGAAGGCGGGCCUCGAGCUAUGAUCGUCAAGAGGAUAGGCAGUACCGGAAGGUGUUGAUGCUUCAUGGCUUGGUGAAGGCGGCUAACCUCCUAAUUCACUACGGCAUCUGCUCCGCCACGCUAUGUCUCCGUGAGUUCCAGAACACCCAUCCUGUCCUCAUGCCAG